Messenger RNA from Bradysia coprophila, 3678 nucleotides. RefSeq lists its product as uncharacterized. Lineage: Eukaryota; Metazoa; Arthropoda; Insecta; Diptera; Sciaridae. The record is from RefSeq and is a predicted model, not a curated record. Gene Ontology annotation, molecular function: zinc ion binding. Gene Ontology annotation, cellular component: nucleus.
UAAUCAUGUCAUAUAUACUUUCCUCGCAUCGUAGUAAAACAUUAUUUUGUCCACAUAAGUUUUAUUUUUGAAAAUUUUCGUUUGUAUUUUUCACAAUUUUCUUAACUGAAAUUCGCAUUUCAAUAGUUUAACUGUGAUUUACGAGAAAACGAUGAAUUUAGAUCAAAGAACUUUUUUCAAAAAGUGCAGAGUGUGCAACAAAGAGGGAUCGCGAAAUAUUUUCGAAAAAAUAAAUAGAACAUUAGAAUCAUCAUCACUACAAUGUGUGUCAUCAAAUUCACGACUAUUGGAAAAAUUGCGCUUCGUGACCAUGAUUAAGAUAGACGAAUUCGACAACAAACCAAAAAUGCUAUGUGAUCUCUGCAUCAUUCAACUCAAUGUAUCGUAUCAAUUCAAAACGCUGGCUGUUGAAAUCGACGGAAAGCAUCAGCAGUACUUAAUUGAAAAUGGUGUCAAUCAUUCGCCCAAUAGUGAAAACAGUACCGUACAUAGCGUCGAGCAACGAACAUUGGAGAGAUCAGCGGCAACAGUUCGUCCGAUUACUUUUCCUGUCAGCUUAUCCAAUCUUCAACAUCGACGUGUAAUCAAGUCGGAACCGAACGACUAUGAAAUCAUGUCCGACAUUACGAUCGACACCAAUACUGACCUGCUCGAAGAUUUUCCACGAAAUGGUGUUACCAGCAGCGCUAGUAAUCAACCAUUCGGUACGUCGAAUAUGGUGUGUGUCAGUGAUCUUGAUUUACUCCGAUCGAAUGGUGAUUCGGAUACUGAAUUCAUCAAUAACUGUUUGCCCUCAUCGUACCGUUUUGAAAAUCCGGCUAAUACCGUGGAGUCACGUCAAUCGACCACGACGACCACCACAACAACGAUAGCGUCAAAACAGUUGGUAAUAGCUGCAUCGAAGACUACGAAUCAAAGUAAAACGGUUACAUCCGAUAGACACACGUCUCACAAUACGGAAGUUGUGGAAGAGCAAUCGUCCGAACGUGCGACCGUUUUGCCACGGAGGAAACGGAACAGCACAGUGAAAUUUGCCGAUAAUGAAGUGAAAAAGAGCCUUCGACCCAAAUCCAACGAAAACAUUGACUAUUCGCUGGUGCGGAAAAAGCGUAAGCUCAUCAAUCCGGUAAAUAAAGUGAAGCGAAACAAUAAGAUAAAACAGGAAAAUGACCCAAUCAAAAAACAGUCUGGCACAAUUGUUCCGAAAAAUUCAUCAAUAUUGAGGAACAAGCGCAGAAACGACAUGGUUGAUGAUAGAAGUCUACCACAAUUUCGACGUGGACAAAAUGCAAACAAUAAGGAGCAAUAUCGGGAAAAUCGAAAGAUUAGGCGACGAAUGGUUAUUAGAGAAACGGAUCGUUUUCGGUUUGCUUCAAUCAAGACAAUCGACAGUGUGACCUCAACGCGAAACUGACGUAGAAUUAAGCAAAAGUGGCAGGAUAAGUGGUUAUGAAAUUGGUGAACGUUGCGGAAAGUGCUAAUUGUAAGUUUGUAGCUCAACGGAACUAUUCAAAUGGGUUUCUUCAUCAAGUGAUUGCCAACGUAAAGAUUUACUAAUUUUAGAGAUUAAGUUCAAUGCUAUUUCCUAGAAUUAGAUGCACACACGUCACAAUUACUUGUAACACACUCAACAAAGUCUAGACUCACUGAAAGCUCACUUCGUAGUGAGCUAUUUUAUUUACGACAUAGUUCCAAACAAUCCUUGAAUCAUUGAGCAAAUUGUGUAAGUCUCUCUCUAUAUUGAGAAUGUAGCCUACAAAAUACUCUUUUCGUUGAGGUAUUUAUACUUCUAACACUAAAUUGUUUGUCCAUCUUAAAAAAUCAGCUUUUGAUUGAAGAUACUACUCCAUUGUAAUGUACUCAUGCUCAUCAUAGUCCAGGGCUAAUUAUUCGGAAUUUUAAUUAUAAAAAUUAUUUAAUUUUGGCAAAUCUCACAUCGUUUUCUUCUCUCUUUAACUACCAAAAUAACAUCGCUGAAUACUGUCGACCGCCUGGUCGGUUCGGCUUCAAUAACAUACGCGACACAAAAGUUAAAGUAUAACUAAAUCUUUAUUAAUCCGUAGGUGAUAAUAGUUCUACUAAAACCAAUUACAAAUAAAUUGACGCGACAUUAAAUGACGACCGACUUCUAAUGGUGUUCGACACGUACUGCUCGAUCUGCCGACUCGCAAAUCAAUCGUCCUAAAUCGGCAAACCGAAAGAAUUGACCACAUCGCGACCCUUAAUUAACUGUUUGACUGAUAGGUUGCAAUGCCGUCACUUAGACAUUAUAUUAGAAUUUCAAAAAAGUUGAAUUUUAACUUAGGAAAUUUAACAAAAAUUCUCAAAAAGUCUGAUAAAAUUCCUGAAAAAUUCCUAAGAAUUCCCGAAAAAAAGUCCGCAUAAUAAGUCCUGUCAAAGUCGAGUAACUUUCGAAUUGUAUCGAUUCAUUUCCUCAUAGAGAUCAUGAUGUCUGUAGACGUCAUAAAAACAUUUUUAGCAAUUCUAUUGCACUUCAAAUGUCUUACUAGACCGUUUAAAAGGGCGGAUUUCCAUAUGACAAACUCAUAUUUGUUAGCCAUACAUAGGCAGACAUUUUUACAGAAACAACUCUCUUUUAAACGGUCUAUUGGAUAAUAGUGUUUUCAGUUCAGUUCCAGAUAAAUGAAAUCGUUUCUGCUAGGUAGAACAUAUGAAUGACAGGGCUCCAUGGGAGAGAAUUCUCUUUAAAAAAAUCUCUUAAAUAUACAACCCUGCAUUCAUUCAUUUUUUACGUUCUAUCGCAGAAUGGGACCGUGGGCUGAUGUUAGCCUCAGUUCAGUUUUCCAAAUUAAAGCAUAAAUUGCACUACACUCCGUUUAAGAAUCGGUUCAUCCGUUUACAUGACAAUUCAACAAAAGAUAGUGAAUCGAAAUGAAUUUUUGAGAGAAAACUGUGUACUAAACGGUGACAAAAUUGAAUCGUGCUCAAUUUUUCGUCGUAAACGAAGGCAAAAAGGAAUGGAAACGGAGAACUUUUCCCUAAAUGGAGACUGUGCGAUUCGUACUCAAGAUUAAAAUCAGGUGAAUGCUUCAACAAAAUUUAUAUUUAUUUUCAUGGGUGCUCUCCCCCGCGGUAAUCUAUUUUGUACAGCUAAAUUAAAAGUUGAUCUACUCGAUCUAUAGAUCCAUGAAUCGAUCAAUGACCGGAAAUUGAUUUUGUUGAAAAAUUAGUAAUAGGAAGCUAAAGAAAACAAUAUACUAAUACCACUCUUACAGAAGACUAUAAUUGUUUCUGGCUGAUUAGACUUCAAAAACUUAAAUUAUUUACACUAAUUUAUGUUGUCAUUUCAUUUAACAGAUUUCGUCGCAUUAAGUUAUACCCGUAAUAUUGUGUCCGUGAUAAAAAGCGCUAUGAUUAAACUGUCAUUUCAUAUUUAUAUAAAUCAAAAAUCAACUUAGAAGUCUCCUUGGCCAGCAUUUGUAGCUUAUGAUAAAUACUUGUAAAUGUCCUACAAAUCAAGCUCUUGAGUUCAAGCUGUUAAGAUAACAUUUUUAUUAACGUUUUUCUCUUUGUUUAAACGUUUAAAGUAUUCGACUUUAAGAUUUAAGUUUCUGUUUACUCAACACAUUUAGUUAUAACGGAUUCAUUAUGUUAAAAAGCAAAUUAUGUUACAAUUCCGCAAAAUAUUUAUUAAAAAUUGAGAAAUUGUUAAUUUAA